AUGCGGUCAGCCGCGGCGUCCCUCGUCUCAUGGCGAACUCUAGCCUUGAUCUUGGCCAUCAUCAAUCUCAAAAAUCUCCCGUUCGCCUGGCAUUUCCGAUUAUUGUACCACUUCCUGGGCAACCUGCGCUGGAAGCCGACUGACCCAUUCUUCCCCAAGGGAAUGGCUAUCGUCGAUGCACAUGGCAACCCGACACAUCCGCUUUUCGUCCCAGUCACCAUCACGUCACGAACCCCGUUACUAGAGACCGAUUAUAACCUGCACAAGUCCAACAGCACAUAUUUCAGCGACCUGGACGUAGCGCGUACGGCGCUCGUGACCCGGAUCUACAGCCCUGGUGUUGGUAUUACCAGCAAGGAAUUGGACGAGGAAUUUUUGGCUGCGAGUCAGAAGGAGGGAAAGAAACCCCCAAGACGACUACCUAUCAUGAUUGUCCUCGGGUCUGUUUACUGUACCUAUAAGCGCGAGAUCAAGCCGUUCGAACGGUAUGAGAUGCAGACCAAGGUUAUUUCAUGGGAUAAGAAAUGGCUUUACACGCUCACAGUGUUCCUGCGACCUGCCAAGAAAGCGGGCGGCGAGAAGACCCUUCUGGCUAUCGGCGUGAGCAAGUAUGUGGUGAAGAAGGGUCGACUGACCGUGGCACCUGAGCGAAUUCUACGUGCUGGCGGUUUCCUCCCUGCUCGCCCGGCUGGGAUCCAGCCACUUAGUACACCGAUAGAUUCCUCUGCGGAAGCCUCUGCCAUCGGCACGCCUGCAAGUGGGGAAGGGAUUACUGCUGGAGGUGUGGAUGGCUCUUUGGUGCGAGAAGUUCUCAAGAUCAGCGAAGACCAACUUCCCAAUCAAGAGACCCUUGAGCAGGAGAAGAAGGCCAACUCGGAGUCUUGGAAUCCAGAAGCAUGGUCAUGGGAGCGAAUUGAGCAGGAAAGACUCCGAGGAUUGGAGGUGGUGGAACCAUACAUCAACAUUGACAGUAAAUUAGAGCAUGAGGUACAUGGUAAAUAG
Messenger RNA from Penicillium pulvis, 1002 nucleotides. Its product is annotated as acyl-CoA thioesterase. The record is from RefSeq and is a predicted model, not a curated record. Bases 1 to 1002 code for a protein of 333 amino acids. Lineage: Eukaryota; Fungi; Ascomycota; Eurotiomycetes; Eurotiales; Aspergillaceae. The transcript is spliced from 2 exons.